UCACUUAUUUCUUUCACACACUCCAAAAUUUCUUCAAGGAUUCAUUCAAAGAGUAAUUAAAAUCCAUGGAAACAUCUCAUCCACUUUUAGUUGAAAGUUUUUCAUAUAGUUGGUUAGUAAACCUUGAACCAUCUUCACUAGAAGAAAGCCUUGAUGAUGAUGAUGAAGGUUCUUCCUUCAUUGAAAUGGAUCCAAGAAUGCCACCUUCUAGAAGAUUUUUCAUAAACUCACAAGAUUUAAAAUUUGAUUUUCCAACUUCACAACAUUCCCCCCUCACAACUCUUGUUGAUGCAGAUCAACUCUUUUCAAAUGGUUACUUAAUACCCCUUUUUGUUGAAUCAUUGAAUAUUGAACCAUAUGAAUAUGAUUCAUUUAAUUCAAAUUCAAAUUCAAAUUCAACUUUACCUUGUUCAUCCUCACAUGUUCCAAAAAAAUUGGUUCCUAUAGAAAACCCUAGAACUCCUUCAUUGAAAAGGUGUAGAACAUUAUCGAGGAAAAUGUUUCAAAAGUAUUUGAAUUUUUUAAGCCCUUUGUGUAGAAGAUUGAGGGGUCAAAAUUCAGGAACAAAGCAUGAAAAUGUUGUGAAAAGAACUCAAUCAGUUAAGAAUAUAAGAAGAAAUUAUUGUGAAUCAUCUCCAAGAAUGAGUACUGCUUAUUCUUGUGAUUCUGAUAGCUCAAUUUAUGAAGCCGUUCUUCAUUGCAAAAGAUCAAUUGAAAGAAUGAAUUAAGCAUGCUAAAGUGCACAUCAAGGUUUUGAAAAAGGUUUGCAAACACCAUUUAGGCCGUGACAUCAAGCAUUUUGAUGUCACUGCUACCGCGCAAUAUGAACACAAUUGAGGUUGUAUCGGUCACAUUUAAAUGCAAAUUUUCGCCGAUGUCAAAGAUUGUGCGAUUGAAAUUUAUAAUCUUAGUGCAGAUAAAAGAAAAUGAAGGAGAUACACACAGGGCAAUUUAUGAUGUGUCUAACACAUCCUAUCCUCUGCUGGAAUAACAAUGCUGUAUGUGUAUCUAUAGGAAAUAAGUAUAUACAAUAAAUGAGAAUCAGCAUUCCAAUAUCGUUAAAGUUGUUCAACUGAUUUUGGGAUU
This is a messenger RNA of Medicago truncatula (barrel medic), 1086 nucleotides long. Its product is annotated as probable membrane-associated kinase regulator 6. Lineage: Eukaryota; Viridiplantae; Streptophyta; Magnoliopsida; Fabales; Fabaceae. The coding region runs from base 66 to 728 and encodes 220 amino acids. The record is from RefSeq and is a predicted model, not a curated record. The transcript has 2 exons.